AUUCUUCAACUAGCUACCACGAAAGUACGUGGUGCGUGCGGAGCAAAAAAUAUUAUAGUGUUAAGUAAUUUAAUAGUUCACAUUCAACAAAAUGAGGGAAAUCGUGCACAUUCAAGCUGGACAGUGCGGCAACCAGAUCGGCGCUAAGUUCUGGGAGAUCAUCUCAGACGAGCACGGCAUCGACCCCACUGGCGCCUACCAUGGCGACUCAGACCUGCAGUUGGAGCGCAUCAACGUUUACUACAAUGAAGCCUCCGGCGGCAAGUGUCCCCGCGCCAUCCUGGUGGACUUGGAGCCCGGCACCAUGGACUCCGUCCGCUCUGGACCUUUCGGACAGAUCUUCCGCCCCGACAACUUCGUGUUCGGACAGUCUGGCGCCGGCAACAACUGGGCUAAGGGUCACUACACUGAGGGCGCCGAGCUCGUAGAUUCAGUUUUAGAUGUCGUACGAAAAGAAUCAGAAUCCUGCGACUGCCUCCAAGGUUUCCAGCUCACACACUCGCUCGGCGGCGGCACCGGAUCCGGUAUGGGCACACUCCUCAUUUCAAAAAUCAGAGAAGAGUACCCCGACAGAAUAAUGAACACAUACUCAGUUGUACCUUCGCCCAAGGUGUCAGAUACAGUAGUAGAACCUUACAAUGCCACACUCUCAGUCCACCAGCUAGUCGAAAACACAGACGAAACCUACUGCAUUGACAACGAGGCUCUCUACGACAUCUGCUUCCGCACGCUCAAACUGUCCACCCCCACGUACGGCGACCUUAACCACCUCGUGUCGCUCACCAUGUCCGGCGUCACCACGUGUCUGCGGUUCCCCGGUCAACUGAACGCCGACCUUCGCAAACUGGCCGUGAACAUGGUUCCCUUCCCGCGUCUGCACUUCUUCAUGCCCGGGUUCGCGCCGCUCACGUCCCGCGGCAGCCAGCAGUACCGCGCGCUGACCGUGCCCGAGCUGACGCAGCAGAUGUUCGACGCCAAGAACAUGAUGGCGGCGUGCGACCCGCGCCACGGCCGCUACCUCACCGUGGCCGCCAUCUUCCGCGGUCGCAUGUCAAUGAAGGAAGUCGACGAGCAGAUGCUCAACAUCCAGAACAAGAACUCAUCCUACUUCGUGGAAUGGAUCCCCAACAACGUGAAGACCGCCGUGUGCGACAUCCCUCCCCGCGGUCUCAAGAUGGCCGCCACCUUCAUCGGCAACUCCACCGCCAUCCAGGAGCUGUUCAAGCGCAUCUCGGAGCAGUUCACGGCUAUGUUCAGGCGCAAGGCUUUCUUGCAUUGGUACACCGGCGAGGGCAUGGACGAGAUGGAGUUCACAGAGGCGGAGAGCAACAUGAACGACCUGGUGUCGGAGUACCAGCAGUACCAGGAGGCCACCGCCGACGAGGACGCCGAGUUCGACGAGGAGCAGGAGCAGGAGAUCGAGGACAACUAGGCGUCCUCUCGACUCUCGUCCCAAGUCCCUCUACUCACACUACCCAGUCCCGUCUCCCGCGAACCGCGUCGCGUGAUGACUGCAUUUUUUUGCUUCGAUAGUAUUUUUACUGAGUACUUUUUUUACAAUAUUUUUGACAUUUUAGUUCCCCACCUCUAGGGAGUACACAUUGAUGUUGCGAUGUAUGAAUAGCGGUUACAUUCCCGGUUGUUUUCCUUGCCGAAGGGCGGCUCUCUCUAAUGUUUAUUAUCGAAUAAACAGUUUCCGAAAUGACGUGGCCCCUUCCCUACCAUCGUAUGGUGCUGAAUACGCGACACGAAAGGAAAAGAUCUUUUUGAUAAGGCUGAACUUGAGUUUUUAAUACCUAAGUUAAUUAUUAAUUCUUUGUUUUGUAACCAGUGUGAUUUUUAUUGGCUUUUUUACUAAAAAGCUAAUUGUCGUACAAUUUUUCGAAGUCGAUCAAAGUUUUUAAUUAUUAUAUUCCAGCUGGUGAAUAAUAAAAAUACAUUGAAUUUA
Molecule: messenger RNA, 1948 nt
Organism: Leguminivora glycinivorella
Lineage: Eukaryota; Metazoa; Arthropoda; Insecta; Lepidoptera; Tortricidae
Product: tubulin beta-1 chain-like
Biological process (GO): microtubule cytoskeleton organization; mitotic cell cycle
Cellular component (GO): cytoplasm; microtubule
Molecular function (GO): GTP binding; structural constituent of cytoskeleton; GTPase activity
Source: RefSeq, a predicted model, not a curated record